AUGUUUAGUGUGCCUUCCACAAAUAGUGAUAUGCAAGAAGAUGAAGAUGUUCAACAAGUAUUUAGUAGUGGGUUGCCUAAAAAUCCUAUUUUAGGUAAAAGAAAGGAUACAAAGCCAAUGGAUAAUUACUUUGCUCCAAGAAUUACUCCAAGAGCUCAACCUAGUCUUAAAAGUGUGUUUCAAAGUAAAGAAAAGGUGAGGCAAGCUGAUAUGGCUAUUGCAAGGUGGAUGUAUGACAAUUGUAUUCCUUUUAAUGCAGUGAAUUCAAUGUACUACCAAAGGAUGAUUGAUGCCGUAGCUACUUCUGGUCCUGGUUACAAAGAUACUAGACAUAGGUCAUUGAUUAAUUUCCUUGUUUAUUGUCCCAGGGGAAUGGUGUUUGUAAAAUCAGUUGAUGCCUCAAAGAUUGUGAAGAGUACCAGAAACUUGUUUAAAUUGUUUGAUGAAGUAGUUACAUGGGUUGGUCCAAAAAACAUAGUUCACAUGGUUAUUGAUAAUGCUUUCAAUUAUGUAUCUGCUGGUAAAUUGUUGUGUGAAAAGUAUAAAACUAUUAAUUGGUCUCCUUGUGCAGCACAUUGCCUGAAUCUUGUGUUGCAGGAUAUGGGAGACAUGCCUCAUGUGGAUAGUCUCAAAAAACGUGCAUCCAAAGUUACAGUUUUUAUUUAUAAUCAUAUGACUUUGAUUGCUUGGUUGAGGAAUAGACCUGGUUGGACAAAUAUUGUACGUUCGGGAGCAACAAGAUUUGCUACUACUUUCCUUUCAUUUGGAAGCAUUCAUGUGCAUAAGCAUGACUUGCAAGCCUCAGUGACUAGCAAGUUCUUUGUGGACAAUAUAUUGGCAAGAGAGUUAAAGACAAAAGAAGCAGUUUCUAUCAUUUUGGAUAAUUCUUUUUGA
This is a messenger RNA of Quercus lobata, 894 nucleotides long. RefSeq lists its product as uncharacterized. The record is from RefSeq and is a predicted model, not a curated record. NCBI's taxonomy places the organism in Eukaryota, Viridiplantae, Streptophyta, Magnoliopsida, Fagales, Fagaceae. Bases 1 to 894 code for a protein of 297 amino acids. The transcript is spliced from 2 exons.